GGCAGACAUGCAGGCACACAGCAGCACCGACUGAACAACACAUGGAAAACACACAGAAAACAGGAAAAACAGCUCUGAAUUCUGUGAAACUGGACUUGAAUCACUACUGUAGACUUCUGGAGUUUAAAGAUGGAGGACUCCGGCCUGGUCCGAUGUGACAGUCUGGAUACGGGGUCGCUGUGUGACAGGGAGGUCACGACCCCCAUCGAUCACAUGACCUUCAGCUCUGAGGGCUCUGACCCCGCAUCGAACCUGGAGCCCUCCCCGGCUGAACUGGCCCAGUGUGAGGCUGAAGUGGGGACGCUGCUCAGCAUCAUCGCUGAACUCAACAAGAAGAUGGGUUCUCUGAAAGCACCGAGUGAACCAGGAGACAUGAGACCUCCAGGAUCAUCCAGGCCUCUCGUUCCAGACCUGUUGUCACACCGGCUGGUCAAAAACAGCCCAGAGAGGAGCCCCGUCUCUGGAGCUACAUCCAAACCUCCACUGACCGACCGAGGGGGCAGUGGCGUCGUCUGGACCAAACUCCAGGAUGUUCUCUCAGCAGUAGAAGACUCCAUCAGCUGUAGAAGGUCCUGGGCCGCCCCCAUCACCGCCUUGGAUCAGGACAAACAAAAAGAGCAUCUGAGAGCCGCCCAGGAGAGUUGGGUCAAGGCCACGCAGAUUUUGGACGAGAUGGAAAGAGAGUUUGGGAUCUGCUGCCCACCGGGUCAGCUGAAGGACCAGUUCCAGGCGGACGUCCUGGAUCUGGACAAACGGGACUAUGUGCAUCCCUUUCAGAGUCACCAGGUAGAGCUGGAGAGAACACAGAGCAUGAGCCAGACGGACGAGGACAAGGACAAGCUGGUGGGUCUCCAAAAGGCCUGGAGGUCAGGCAGGCGUUCCCCGUCCUACAGGCCUCCUGCUGGGGCUCUCAGUCCGGACUGGGCCACUCCUUCAUACCCGGGUUCUCCUUUAGUCCACAGAAGAGGGGCCAGAGGCAUUCCCCCUGUGUCUGUGGGUGGGGAUGGGUCUCCACUGGGCUCCGUUACCUCGGCCAGUCCAACAAGUCCCAUGAGCCUGGAAACAGAGACGGAGCGGCUGAACAGAUACAUCGAGAGGCUGAAGGCCAGAAAUGAACGUCUGACUGCAGCUCUGGAGCGAAGGAAGGGAGAGUCAGAGCAGAUCAAUAUGACAGUAACCAGACUGGAGGCGGACUGUUCUGCGCUGCAGACGGCUCUCAGAUACUGCGAGGAGUGUGAAGAGGCAUACAGUGAGCUGCUGUCACUUUAUGAGGCCAAGAAGCAGCAGCAAAGCAUUCCUCAGCAGACAGACUCAGCAGAAGCAGCUGGUGAAAGGCAGCAACCGGACAGCCCAGCAGCUCAGCUCAGCCAAAUGAACGCCGAAGAGCUGUCCACCUCCUUCUCAACAGCAGGGGUCACAGAGGAGAUGGAAACACACAGUCACACAGGGCAAAGGACGCCUGAGCCAGUGGAUCGAGAGGUUUUUCUCCGUCAGCAAAUAGAACGUCUGAAGAUGGACCGGGCAGCCAUUUGCCUCCCAAAACCAAACCCAGGAGGUCUGGAGAGUAAAUUGAUCCCUGACACUGGUAGUCCAGCUGGGUCAAGAGGUGGACACGAGACUAAAGACAACGUCAAACCUCCUGACAGCAAAAAAGAGAAGGCCUCCCUAUUCUAUGAACUCAUCUCUGUACGGGAGGAGAUGUCAGAUCUGCGAGCUUUAAUCCGCCUCAAAGAGAAAGAGCUGAGAUGUCUGGAGUGGAGUUUAAUGGCCCAGAAGGCCCAGGACGCAGCCGGCGUUUUCAUUCCUGAAAGUCUCCGAGAGGAACUGGAGGAUCGCAAGACUGAACAACAGAGACUAUCUGAGAUUGCAGCUAAACUGGGUAAUGACGGGGACGUUUCCAGCCCUCGGACCAGGCCCAUUCUGAAAGAGCUGCAGGUUGUUCUGCAGAGAGAACAAGCCCUGAAGAAAAGACUCGCUUUAGUCCAUGAUUCAUUGAACACGGCUCUGUCAGAUAACCAGAGAAGGGAUAAUGGAGAGCAGAUAGCACGGCUCACACAAGCUCACAGUAAGGCCUUGAGCUCAUACCGACAGAUUCGAAGGAAGUACCGUGAACAGGUGUGGAGGCUGGAGCAGAAAGUGGCGGCGAUGAUUGAGAGUCACCACAACCCGAGUGGAGCUGUGAAAGCAACAGGGGAGGGGGUGGAGUGGAGGAGGGAAGAGACUGUUUUAUAAUCGGCCAAUAUUUAUAUCAGACAAUUAGCCAUUUAUUAUGCAUAUCUGUGUAUAUUCACACUGAAAAUCCUCUACAGGGUGGGGAAGCAAAAUUUACAAUGAACAUUUAGUUGUUUUUUCUCAGCAGGCACUACGUCAAUUGUUUUGAAACCAAACAUAUUGAUGUCAUAAUCAUACCUAACACUA
This is a messenger RNA of Sphaeramia orbicularis (orbiculate cardinalfish), 2418 nucleotides long. It is a transcript of the gene ushbp1, whose product is annotated as Usher syndrome 1C binding protein 1. The record is from RefSeq and is a predicted model, not a curated record. The coding region runs from base 130 to 2232 and encodes 700 amino acids. The transcript is spliced from 14 exons. Lineage: Eukaryota; Metazoa; Chordata; Actinopteri; Kurtiformes; Apogonidae.